AUGUCUGGAGAAAACCUGCUGCCCCUUCAGAUUCCAGAGAAAGAGCACUCCUUUCUGCAAAUGCCAUUGGUUCCUAGAAGCCACUUGCAAAGCAUGGAUGAUCGCAUGUCCAACCAGGAAAGAACCACAGCAACACUCUUGGAGCAAGCUUUUCGGAUAAAAGAGGACAUCAUUACUUAUCUGAGGGGAAACCAUGGCAACGACACACCGGAGAGAAUAUCCCACCAGCUGCUGGGAAGCCACAUACAAAUUAUAACCAGUAUCCUCAAACAACUCAGCACAGAUAUUGAGAUUCUGGAAGAGCAGAUUAGAACAAGAGACGGUGUGACUGUCGGCACUGGCUAUGCAGUUCUGAGCAUGGAUCAGAAGCAUUUGGCGGGUAUUGGGGACCUACGUGGAAGAGUUGCCAGAUGUGAUGCCAGUAUCUGCAAGCUUGCUGCUGAUGUUAAUGUAAAUAGCACUGAGAUACAGAAAGCAAAGACAGAAACUCGAGAUGCCAAGUCUUCUCUCGAAUUGCAAAUGAAAGAAUUGGAAGCAAAGGUGAUGCAACUACUGAUGAAAAUUGACAACUCAAAGCACGAGCAAAAUACAAAAGUCAGGACAGCAAGAGCAGACCAACAACAUCAACUUCAGCUCCUAGAUCUCAAGAUUAAUUCUGUCCUGAGUGAACUACAUGCACGAGUACAACACCAGCAAGAGUGGGCAGAGCAGAAAUUGGAGAAAAACAAGGAUGAACAGGGACAAAGUGCCAACCGCUUAUUACACUUGAUACAAGAGAAAACAGAAUUUGUAGAGAAGAAAAUACUCGAGAAACUUAAUCACAUCUCAGUGAGACUAGAAAAAUUAGAAGACAGGCAAAGUUUGGAUACUGAACUCAACAGGAAGAAAUACUCUGACACAAAGAUUAAUGAAAAACUUGCCAAAGUGGAGAAGAAUAUCUGGCUGGAAAUAGAAAGCAUAAAGAGUGAUUAUCGGGAAGGAUUUCAAUCCAUUAAGGAAUCAAUCAAUUCAUUGAAUAAAAUCAGUGACAGGAAGAUAAAACUGGACAAAGAAAAGGUUCAGAAAGACUUAAAACAAAUCCGACGGCAGAUAAUUGAUCUUAAACGCUAUCCAUAAAACUCUGUA
Mobula hypostoma (lesser devil ray) is the source of this 1125-nucleotide messenger RNA. RefSeq names its product family with sequence similarity 81 member B (gene fam81b). The transcript is spliced from 8 exons. The coding region runs from base 1 to 1116 and encodes 371 amino acids. Lineage: Eukaryota; Metazoa; Chordata; Chondrichthyes; Myliobatiformes; Myliobatidae. The record is from RefSeq and is a predicted model, not a curated record.